This is a messenger RNA of Trametes versicolor FP-101664 SS1, 612 nucleotides long. RefSeq lists its product as uncharacterized. The record is from RefSeq and is a predicted model, not a curated record. The coding region runs from base 1 to 612 and encodes 203 amino acids. NCBI's taxonomy places the organism in Eukaryota, Fungi, Basidiomycota, Agaricomycetes, Polyporales, Polyporaceae. The transcript has 3 exons.
AUGCACCCCUACCAGGACGACACCCUCCUCCAAGCUUCCUUCGAGACCGCCUCCGGCGUCCACUGGCAGCGUCUGCCCCCCAACGAGCACUCGGUGGAGAAUAUCCCUCCCCGAAACGAAAACGAACCCUUACUGAGUCUUCCUCAGGGCCCCCAACGGGGGGCCCUACCUCGGCUGUUUUUUUCUGAGGACCCCCAGGUGCACAGCACCUGGAUCAGUGGACGCUCGUCCAUCCCAGAUUAUUUAGCCCGCGACGGCCAGCCUCUACAGCAGGACUCUCCAGUCCUCCCCGACCACGUCCGGUCCCCGUAUCCCGACUACGUCGAACCCCCUUACCUCGCCCACGUCGGGCCCCCUUACCCUGCCCACUUCGAACCCCCUUACUCCGCCCAUCUUGGUACAAACUACCGCGGCAUCAACGCGGCCUUCCCUCCGCCCAUGCUCCCCUCCGUUCCAUUCAACCCCCCUCCGAUGGUCACCUCUGACCAUCCCCCAGGCCUCGAUUUCUUCGGGCAAUACGCCCCCGCCACCCCCAUGGUGCCAAUUCCCCAGAUGGGGAAUUACAACCCAUACAUAGUGAGUGGAGGAUCCCACCGCCUUGCUCACAUCUGA